AUGUUUACAAUAUUACCAUCAUUGUAUUUAAUCGGUGUUCAUUAUUUUCGACAAUGGAAGACGCCGUAUUAUCAAGAAAAAAUCAACAAACAAAUAUUCGAAAUUAAUAAUAAUAACAUUAAUGAUAAUACAAAAAAACUCGAAAACGAUUUUCAUAUAGUUAUCGAUCAGCCGUCGAUUUCUCUUCCAUUACGUGACAACGACGAAAGUACAUCAGAUUUAACCAGUGAUCGAAGUAAUUCAAUUCGAUCACAUAAAAAAAAAUCGCAUCGUCGACAACGGAGAACACUAACAAAUGGACUUAGCCGUGAUAAUAUUAACUAUCUAAUGAAUAAGACAGGACUUAAUCAAGAAAGCAUACUCAUAUCGUAUGAAGACUUUCUUCGUGAUUGUCCCGAUGGCAAACUUUCAAAAAAUAAAUUUUUUGACAUUUAUCAACAAUAUUACAAGAAAGGUCAUGUUAAUAAAUUCUGUGAUCAUGCUUUUCAAUUGUUCGAUAAAGAUGGCUCAGGAUAUAUAGAAUUUAUGGAGUUUAUUGUUGCUGUCAGUUUAAUAUCAUCCAAAGAUCCCGCACGAAAAAUUGAACUCUUCUUUGCAAUGUAUGACAUUGAUCAUAAUGGAUUUAUCGAUGAAAAAGAAAUGAGAUCGUUUGUUGAGUCAAUUUAUGAAUUAAUGGGCAUUGAUAUUAGUGAUCCAUCAAGAGUUGUCACAAAAGUUCAUGAUAUAUUUUCCACAGCUAAAUGUGAUUCAUUAGGAUAUUUGGGAAAGGAACAAUUUGCAGAAGCUUGCCAGAAUGAUCGGCAUAUACGUAAACUUCUGAUGCCAACAACAAAAUCAACGAAUAAUCAAGAGAACUAA
Molecule: messenger RNA, 858 nt
Organism: Rotaria socialis
Lineage: Eukaryota; Metazoa; Rotifera; Eurotatoria; Philodinida; Philodinidae
Source: the annotation of a GenBank genome assembly